This is a messenger RNA of Lasiodiplodia theobromae, 6006 nucleotides long. Its product is annotated as SEC7-like protein. Lineage: Eukaryota; Fungi; Ascomycota; Dothideomycetes; Botryosphaeriales; Botryosphaeriaceae. The record is from RefSeq and is a predicted model, not a curated record. The transcript has 3 exons. Gene Ontology annotation, molecular function: guanyl-nucleotide exchange factor activity. Bases 1 to 6006 code for a protein of 2001 amino acids. Gene Ontology annotation, biological process: regulation of ARF protein signal transduction.
AUGGCCGACAGCGAGCCGCCGAGGGACGACCAGGACAUCAAGUCAGACGAGCACAGGGAGGAGGAGCAAGCUCCGCAUCCCGCGCAAUCCGAGCAUGACCAGCCAGAAGAGGUCGACGCGCCCGCCCCGGCGGAUACAGAGCCUGCAGAGCACGUAGAGCCCACGCAAGCUCCCGAAGAAAUAGAAGAAGAGGGCGAGGAGAAAGAGCUCGAGGCCGCAGAACAGGCGGCCCCGCCAGAGGCAUCUGCGCCGGUUCCGGAGAACGUUGAAGAUGACUCUCGCGAAGACUCUCGCGAAGACGAGCCCCAAUCCCCGCGGACUGAGCAGCCAGCGCCCCCGAGGAUAUCGCUACCGGAAGAUCAUGUCGAGCAGCAGGACCGCCCACCGACCGAGUCUUCCGACCAUACCGUACCGCCGUCGCCAUCCAUCCGCCUGCGCACCGAUUCCCAAUCGACUGCAGCCACGAACGCGACUGCGAGAACUACCACGCGAAGUUCGCUCGUCUUCGUCGUAACAGCGUUGGAAACUAUUGCCGCAUCAAAGGAUGCGCGGAAAACCAAGAAGUUGGCCGACACAACUCAGAAGGCGCUGUCAGCCAUCAAAGGCGAUGGCGACCCUUCCACCAUUGACCCGGAGAUCUUGUUUGAGCCUUUGCAGUUGGCCACUGAGGCGAACACGAUACAGGUCGUCACCACUGCCCUCGAUUGCAUCGGCAAGCUCAUUAGCUACUCCUACUUCUCCUACCCCUCCGAGCAAGCCGCCGGCUCUCCCGAACAGCCCGCUCUUAUCGAUCGCGCCAUCGACACGAUAUGCGACUGUUUCCAGAUGGACGCUACCCACGCCGACAUCGAACUGCAGAUCCUCAAGUCUCUCCUGUCGGCAAUAUUGAACGAUAAAAUCGUCGUGCACGGCGCCGGUCUUCUGAAGGCUGUCCGACAGACCUACAAUAUCUUUUUGCACUCGAAAUCGAGCAAUAAUCAGCAAGUCGCCCAGGGUGCCUUGACUCAGAUGGUUGGAACGGUUUUCGAGAGGGUGAAGUCGAGAUUGCGCGUAAAGGAAGCAAGGAUCAACCUAUCCAAGUCAUCCCUGCACAAGAAUAGUUCUGGCGAUGUGUCCCCGGAGGCCGGCGAUAUUGGAGGUGUAGACGCUAAUGGGGAUGGCGAGAACGAAGCUGAAGCAUCGGAGGGUGCUUCGGACCUGCCUGUGGAGAAGGACGAGAGUGCCAAGAUAACCCUUCAGAGCUUCGAAAAUCGCAAGAGUUUCGACGACGCAAGGAUUGCGGAUAACGCGCCCACGCUCGUCACGCGGAACAAGAACCGCCGUACUCUUUCUCGUGCAAACACACUGCAUUCUAAUGAUGGCCAAGAGGGCACAGAUCCCACCGAAGAAGAGGAAGAAGACGAGAUUUACGUCAAGGAUGCGUACCUCGUCUUCCGCGCCAUGUGCCGCCUCAGCACCAAAGCUGUUCCUCUUGAAGAGGCUCAGAAUGUUCGAUCUCAGAGCAUGAGGUCGAAAUUGCUGUCGCUGCACAUUAUCCACACAAUUCUCCACAAUAACGUCGCUGUCUUUGUCUCCCCGUACGCCACCAUCAGAAGCAGCAACACUGCCGAGCCAACCACCUUUGUCCAGGCCAUUAAGCAAUACCUCUGCCUCAGCUUGAGCCGAAAUGGCGCUAGCUCCUUGAAGCAGGUUUUCGAAAUCAGCUGUGAAAUCUUCUGGUUGAUGCUGCAUCAGCUGCGAGUCAUGCUCAAAAAGGAGAUUGAGGUUUUCAUGAAGGAGAUCUACCUGGCAGUUCUGGAAAAACGCAGCGCACCUGCUUUCCAGAAGCAGUAUAUCCUUCAAAUCCUUCACCGCCUCGGAAGCGACCCCAGAGCACUGGUGGAAAUAUAUCUUAACUAUGACUGCGACAGGUCCGCGCUUGACAACCACUUCCAGAAGAUCGUUGAGCAUCUGGCAAGGAUAUGCAGCACACCAGUUGCAAUCACACCACAACAACAACUGGCAUACCAGGAGCAUCAUGCAAAGCAACAAGCAGCUAGCCCGACUGAUUGGCAGACGCGUGCGACGCUUCCUCCAUCGCUUGCAACUGUCUCUAUUCAAGCUGGAAACGAAAUGGAUCAAGGCUUCCCACCGGAGUACUCAUUGAAGCAAGAAUCACUGGAAGCUUUGGUCGAAAUCCUCCGGUCACUGGUCAACUGGUCUCAGCAGAGCAUUUCUGAUGCUGCUGCAACACUGCGUGUGAACGACGGAAGAGCAUCAGUUGAGGACAUCCGCGAUUCUAUGGAUACUCGAGCCAACCUCACGGCUUCCCCAGCUAUAGACUCUCCUAAUGGCCCGGGUACCCCGGUCCCAGAGGAUGAUCCCAGCCAGCUGGAGAGGGCAAAGCAACGCAAGACUGCUUUGAACCAUGCUAUCCGUCAAUUCAACUACAAGCCGAAGAAGGGCAUGAAGCUCUUACUCAAAGACAAAUUCAUCGCUUCAGAUGCUCCUGAGGAUAUCGCCAGAUUCUUUUUGUCUAACGACCAAAUUGACAAGAAAGCCCUCGGUGAAUACCUCGGAGAAGGUGAUGAGGAGAACGUUAAGAUCAUGCAUGCCUUUGUUGAUCAGAUGGAUUUCACAAGAACGCGUUUCGUUGAUGCCUUGCGGCGAUUCCUUCAGAGCUUCCGACUUCCGGGAGAGGCGCAAAAGAUCGAUCGAUUCAUGCUCAAGUUUGCUGAAAGAUACAUGGCCGGCAACCCGAGUGCGUUUGCCAACGCAGACACGGCUUACGUGCUGGCCUACUCGGUAAUCAUGCUGAACACGGAUCAGCACAGCACUAAAAUGAAGGGUGCUCGUAUGACUCCCGAAGACUUCAUCAAGAACAACCGAGGCAUCAACGACAACGCCGACCUACCGGAUGACUAUCUCAAGGGAAUUUACGAGGAGAUCGCCAACAACGAGAUCGUUCUUGACACGGAGCGCGAGACUGCGGCAAAUCUGGGCCAGCUGCCACAGCCCAACCAGGGCGGACUUGGUAACAUUGGACAGGCUUUCGCCAAUGUUGGUAGGGACUUGCAGAGGGAGGCUUACAUCCAAGCUUCCGAGCAAAUGGCCAACAGAACUGAACAGCUCUACAAGAGUCUGUUGAGGGCACAACGACGAGGUCCGUCUCGAUUCCCUGUGUCCAAGUUCAUCCCCGCUUCUUCCUUCAGACAUGUUGGGCCUAUGUUUGAAGUAACAUGGAUGCCUUUCCUCACUGCACUCUCCGGUCCGGCUCAAAACACCCACAACCUCGAGACUAUCAAGCUCUGCAUGGAAGGCCAGAAGCUGGCGAUCCGCAUUGCCUGCCUUUUCGACCUUGAAGACCCUCGUCAGGCUUUUGUGACCUCUUUGUCCCGGUUCACCAAUCUCUACAACUUGACAGAGAUGAAGGCGAAGAACAUCGAAGCCUUGUACGCACUCUUGGAUGUGGCCCAGCACGAGGGCAAUCUCCUCAAGGAGUCGUGGAGAGAAAUCCUUACGUGUAUCAGUCAGCUCGAUCGAUUCCAGCUCAUCUCGGCAGGAAUUGAAGACACCGCAGUACCUGAUCUGAUGCGCAGCAAUUCUUCGUCCUCCAAAGCUUCGACCCAGUCAAGAAAAUCUCUCCAAGCUUCCAACAAGAACAGGCCAAGGUCAGGAACUGCGGCUCUGUAUCACUCAGAAGCAGCUGUGGAGAGCCGCUCUGCAGACAUGGUUCGAGCAGUGGACAGGAUUUUCACCAAUACUGCCAAUUUGUCUGGUGAAGCAAUCGUCCAAUUCGUCAGGGCGUUGACGCAAGUCAGCUGGCAAGAGAUCCAGUCUUCGGGUCAAAGCGAGUCGCCCCGCACUUACAGUCUCCAGAAGUUGGUUGAAAUCUCGAGCUACAACAUGAACCGUGUGCGUUUCGAGUGGACCAACAUCUGGCAGAUUCUGGGAGAACAUUUCAACCAGGUCGGCUGCCACACCAACACCAACGUGGUUUUCUUUGCUUUGAACUCUCUGCGCCAGCUGUCAAUGAAAUUCCUGGAGAUUGGAGAACUGCCCGGUUUCAAGUUCCAGAAAGACUUCCUCAAGCCAUUCGAACACAUCAUGAAGAAUACGAGCGUUGUGCCUGUCAAGGAUAUGGUUCUGAGAUGUCUCAUUCAAAUGAUCCAAGCAAGAGGAGAAAACAUCCGCAGUGGUUGGCGGACAAUGUUCGGCGUAUUCACCGUGGCCGCGAAGGAGCCCUAUGAGGGAAUCGUCAAUCUUGCGUUCGACAACAUCACCCAAGUCUACAAUACUAGAUUCGGUGUCGUUAUUUCGCAAGGAGCGUUUGCUGAUUUGGUUGUCUGCUUGACCGAGUUCUCGAAGAACCAUAAGUUCCAGAGGAAAUCAUUGCAGGCAAUCGAGACUCUCAAGUCUACAGUCCCCAAGAUGCUCAGGACACCCGAAUGUCCCUUGUCCAUUGACUCGGAUAAGCCGAAGGAUGAGCCCCAGGCUGCUGGCGUGCCCAAGCAGCCUACUCGUCAGACUCAAGAAGAACAAUUCUGGUUCCCCGUGUUGUUCGCCUACCAUGACGUUCUGAUGACUGGGGAGGACUUGGAAGUUCGGUCACGGGCUCUCACGUACCUGUUCGACACAUUGCAACAGUAUGGCGCGGCUUUCCCUCGCGAGUUUUGGGACACCUUGUGGCGCCAAAUUCUCUAUCCCAUCUUCAUGGUCCUCAGGUCGAAGUCUGAGAUGUCGAAUGCUUUGAACCACGAGGAGCUUACCGUCUGGUUGUCGACAACCUUCAUCCAGGCCCUUCGGCACAUGAUUGCUCUUUUUACCCAUUUCUUCGAAGCUCUCGAGUACAUGCUCGAUCGUUUCCUUGAGCUCUUGGCUCUUUGCAUUUGCCAAGAAAAUGAUACCCUUGCUAGAAUUGGCAGCAAUUGUCUUCAGCAGCUCGUUCACCAGAACGUUACGAAGUUCAGUGAAGAGCACUGGGAGAAGAUUGUGAGCGCUUUCGUUGAUCUCUUCCAGCGGACUGAGGCCACUGCCUUGUUCUCCGCGGCUACGGCCGGAUCCUAUACUCCAACGAUCAAUGGAGGAGGUUCCAAGACGUCGAGGGCAAUGUCUGAUACGACCAGCAUGUCCGACCUGCCUCUGGACUCGGAUGAUAGGAGCGACAUUGAGGACCCCAACGCCCUGGGCAUCAACGGCCUCAUGAGCCCUCGACGAGGUUCCGCGGCUGUCUCUGACGAUGGCACCAACGGCUCUCCCCGUACAGACCUCGAAGACUACAAGCCUCAAGAAGGCAUCCAGCAAGCGCCGGUCGUAGUGACAACGGCUCGCCGACGCUUCUUCAACCAGAUUAUCACCAAAUGCGUGCUCCAGCUCCUCAUGAUCGAGACGGUGAAUGAGCUCUUCUCGAACGACGACGUGUACGCGCAGAUCCCGUCGCCGCAGCUGCUGCGGCUGAUGAUGCUGCUGAAGAAGUCGUACCAGUUCGCGAAGCGGUUCAACGAGGACCGCGAGCUGCGCACCAAGCUGUUCCGCGAAGGCUUCAUGCGGCAGCCGCCGAACCUGCUGAAGCAGGAGAGCGGGUCGGCGGCCGUGUACGUGUCGAUCCUGUUCCGCAUGUACCACGACACGAGCAGCGAGCGGCGGCUCAACCGGGCCAACACGGAGCAGGCCCUCAUCCCGCUGUGCGUCGACAUCGUCAGCAGCUACAUCCACCUCGACGAGGAGACGCAGCAGCGCAACAUCGUCACGUGGCGCCCCGUCGUCAUCGACGUGCUCGACGGCUACGCCGGGUUCCCCGAGCAGGACUUUGACAAGCACGUCAAGGUCUUCGCGCCCCUCGUCGUCGGCCUGCUCAACCGCGACAUGGGCCUCGAGCUGCAGCGCAGCGUGCAGGGCUUGCUGCAGCGCAUCUUGGAGGUCAAGGUCGGCAUCGAGACGAGCGGGUUGGUGGUUGAGAGGGGCAGCCCGAUGGGCGAGAGGAGGCCGAGCGUGUUUAGCAGGAGGGGGAGCAAGGCGGGUCGCUAG